GAAAUCACAUGAUAGUUUCUUUUAGAGGAAUUUAAAUGUUGCUUAGUCAGAAGGUCGUCGGCCUGAAACGUUAUGAAUUCGAGCAUUACCAGGUGAUAAAUGACUAACUUAUAACGAAGAGGGGUGAUAGCUAUUCUGUAGUCACACAUGGACCAAGGGGACACAGAACGUCUACCUGAGCGCGAGUCAACUCAGCAUCAAGGACCUAAUAUGGUGACUGGAGAAUCAACACGUCCAGAUGACAUUGCCUUCAUCAAUGACCAAACCAUUGAAAGGUUAACAAAUGGACUUAUAGCUCAUUAUCUACCAGAUCUGCAAGACUCCAAGCAAGCACUCCAGGAACUGACCCAAAACCAAGUGAUUUUGCUUGACACGCUGGAUCAGGAAAUUACUAAAUUUAAAGACUGCAAUUCACAGCUUGAUUUAAAUUCACUGUUCACAGAAGCAAAGAUUUAUCAUACCAAAUUGGUGAACAUACGAAGAGAGAUGAUGGUUCUUCAUGAUAAGACAACUAAACUAAAGAAAAGAGCUUUGAAAAUUCAGCAACAGAGACAGAAAGAAACCUUGGAAAAAGAGCAACAGCGUGAAAAAGAGUUAGAGCGAGAACGGCAACUUAUUGCUAAGCCUGCAAAAAGAACAUAAAGAGAUUCAUGGUUUACCACUUCAUUCACAAGAUCUGCACGUGGGUACUAGGCCAAUCAACUGAACACUGUGUUUGUAAAUUACUUUUAUUCCUCAAUAUAGCCCAGGUGCAGAGGCCAAUAUUUCAUUAAGUUUCAUACAUUUGGCCAUUAAGUCCCUCUCUAUAACAUCUUACAAUAUAGGAUACACCAGCUAAUGCUUACAUUCAAAAUGUGAGCUGAAAUGACACAAACAUGAAGUGACGAACAAUGGAAGGUGAUGUAACAUGUCAUUUUUACAAAUCUGUUUAUAGGUUUAUCAGAGAUUAUUUGUGCUUCCAUUGUAUCUAGACCUUCAGCUAGCUCAUCAUGCUUAUUGUCAGUUUACAUCAUAAUACUGUAUUUCUUGAUUUUGUUGAGCAGAAGGCCCUUAAUUAUUAACUUGUUUGUGGUACGUCUUUACUUUAAAAAAGAAGGCUACAUAAUGUCAUAGAGCACAAUGUGAGAUAAUUGUCUGUAUUUGUAUAACACAGUAAAGCCAAUUUAAAGGUU
Alosa alosa (allis shad) is the source of this 1172-nucleotide messenger RNA. It is a transcript of the gene bloc1s6, whose product is annotated as biogenesis of lysosomal organelles complex-1, subunit 6, pallidin. Gene Ontology annotation, cellular component: transport vesicle; BLOC-1 complex; extrinsic component of membrane. Gene Ontology annotation, biological process: intracellular transport. The transcript has 6 exons. The record is from RefSeq and is a predicted model, not a curated record. Bases 148 to 642 code for a protein of 164 amino acids. Lineage: Eukaryota; Metazoa; Chordata; Actinopteri; Clupeiformes; Clupeidae.